UACAAGACUGUAGUAGAGCGUCAUUUUUGCUACGUGGCUGUAUUCUCAAAGCAGGAGCUGAUAUUUGGGUGUAGUGGGGUGAUUGAACACGCAACAAGUUCGAAAACGAGGAUUGCAAAAGCUCGAGACGGUUGACAAUCAACCAGAAAGAGAAAGGGUCGUGAGUGGAAAGUGUGAGGGGAUAAAGAAGAAGAGGUGGGAGAAGGGCAGACACGAGCAAGAUCAAAGCCACCUAGCCAGCCAGGCUUGCGCACAAAUACCUACGUCACAACGACAUACCCGGUCACGUGCUUGGAUCUAGUGCAUGGGUGCACGGGCCUGGCCGAAACAAAUUGCACAUGCAAGCCAAGCAGCAAAUCCACUCACAUUUGCCGUCGCCGGACAAGAGCUCUAGUAUUCACUACAAUAAUGGCUGGUGAAGGUGAAGAAGCAAUGGCAGGCCAACCGGUUCUAGAAGUGGGUCUUGCGCCAGACUCCAAUGGCGCUCGAGGUGACAACAGCACGGUGGCUGAAAACGCUGCACCAUCAAGCCCCAAGAAGCGAACCAGAACUGGAAGUCAAGAUAUUGAGAUGUCAGAAAGCUCAGUGAAGCGACAGAAGGGCGUUGCGCCUAUCAAGGCAGAGUACUUGAUACAUCGAAGCGACAAAAUAGUCGAGACCAAGGACAAAGCCGUGGAUGACGAUGCGGCGGAAGCCGCGGAUGAUCGUUACCAUAAGCCUGAUGCACGCGACGGUGGAAAGGGCAAAAAGGAUUGGAAAAAGAAAGACAAGAAGCAAAAGGGUCAAAACACCAGCCGAACUUUUGGAAGCUCUCGCGACAAGUUGCCGCUCUGUAGUACCCGCGCUCUCAGCAGCGAGUUUUCGCCAGAAGAGUGUCAGUUUGGCGACAAGUGCAAAUUUGAACACGACCUUCGCAAGUACAUGACUGAAGGCCGACGAGAAGAUCUUACAACAUUUGACGGCAAAUGCCCCAUCUACGAGGUCAAAGGCUUUUGUCAUCUUGGGUGGAAAUGUCGAUUCGUCGGCAGCCAUUCGGAAGAGCAUACCACUGAAGAUGGCAGAAAAGAAAUGGCUCUUCUUGAGGACCCUGAGCGUAAAGCCAAGAUAGCGAAUCUGGAAGACGAAGUCGAGGUCGUUAACGUCGUCUCCAAGGAUGUCAAGUUUGGCCUUGCGAGGAGAAAGAUCGGGACACCGCGUUCUGACCAGUAUCUGCAAUGGAUUGACGCAAACAAGGACACCGAACGGGCCAUGUUUGAUUCAGUGUCAGGUGAUGUCGACGCUUUGCAGGAAGAGAAGGAUGCUCGUAGAGCUGAGUACGUCGAAGCGCCCUUCAGACCAUCUGAGAAGCGACGACUAUACUAUGGACCUGAAACGCCAACGCUAGCGCCUCUCACUACGCAAGGAAACAUGCCGUACCGCAGAUUGUGCGUGGAUCUUGGUUGCCAGGUUACAUGGAGUGAAAUGGCAAUGGCUAUGCCUCUGAUCCAGGGCGAAAGGGGAGAGUGGGCUCUGAUGAAGGCGCACGAAUCUGAAAUAAGUGCUCCGAAAUUCUCUGGAAAGAACACCGUGGUUCAAGGGUACGACAACUCCACAGACCUCAAAUUCGGCGCUCAGAUCGCCGCAAACAAGCCGUGGCUAGCCACGAAGGCUGUGGAGGUUAUUACCGACUACUGCCCCAGGCUACGAGCCAUCGAUCUGAAUUGCGGUUGUCCGAUCAACCUUGUCUGCGAGAAAGGCAGCGGGUCUGCUUUGCUUGACCAGGCAUCCAAACUAGAGAGCAUCCUCCGUGGCAUGAACUACGUUUCGAAAGAGACCCCCAUCACGGUCAAAAUCCGCAUGGGUACGAAAGAUGGCAAUCCCACCGCAACAAAGCUUAUCAAGCGCCUUGUACUUGGAGGUUACGAGUCCAUUGAGUCAGGCAAAGGCACGUCUGGUGUCGCAGCGAUUACGCUACACGGCAGAAGCAAGCAGCAGCGUUACUCGAAGAGUGCGGAUUGGUCUUACAUCGCCGAAUGCGCGUCUCUAAUCAAGCGGCUAAAGAAAGAGAAGGACGCGCAAACGGACACUAUCGCAGAAGCCGAUCCUCGCGAUCUCGCCAACAAUGGACACGUCUACUUUGUGGGCAACGGUGACUGCUACUCCCAUGAAGACUACUAUAACCAUAUCGACAACGCAGGUAUCGACUCCGUUAUGGUGGGUCGUGGUGCACUGAUCAAGCCCUGGAUCUUCGAAGAGAUCGAGCAGAACCAGUACUUGGACAAGUCCGCUACCGAGCGCUUGAGCUACAUUGAAAAGUUCUCUAAAUAUGGAAUGCAGACAUGGGGCUCAGACGAGCAAGGUGUUGGUACGACACGCCGAUUUCUCCUCGAGUGGCUCAGCUUCGCGCAUCGAUACGUGCCUGUGGGCUUGCUGGAACAUCUGCCGCCGAACAUCCAAGACCGACCCCCAAGGUUCAAGGGCAGGAACGAGCUGGAGACGCUAAUGGCUAGUGAGAACUACAAAGACUGGAUCAAACUCAGUGAGAUGUUCUUGGGUCCUGCGCACCCCAACUUUAAGUUCGAGCCGAAGCACAAGUCUAAUGCGUACGAGUUCGAGGCAGAGGGUUAAUUUGACUAUGCUCAUUUGGUGCGGCCUUCCCAGCCAACGUGUGUUAACAUCUUUGGCAUUGCAGAGUUUCAAAGCUUCAUGGUUAUCAGCGUGGUGGAUGUUCGGCGACUUACCGAAAAGUGACUCAAUAUGGUUCAUAGAGCAUACUUUGUAAGACUAAGACCCG
Dothidotthia symphoricarpi CBS 119687 is the source of this 2773-nucleotide messenger RNA. RefSeq names its product tRNA-dihydrouridine(47) synthase [NAD(P)(+)]. NCBI's taxonomy places the organism in Eukaryota, Fungi, Ascomycota, Dothideomycetes, Pleosporales, Dothidotthiaceae. The transcript has 3 exons. Gene Ontology annotation, molecular function: RNA binding; metal ion binding; flavin adenine dinucleotide binding. The coding region runs from base 409 to 2607 and encodes 732 amino acids. The record is from RefSeq and is a predicted model, not a curated record. Gene Ontology annotation, biological process: tRNA processing.